CAGUAGGGUUGCAGCAGAUAAACGCCACCACUCUCUCUCUAUCUCUCUCUCUCUCUCUCAUCGCAGCCCUUUCAUUUAUUCAUAUUCAUAAGAGCCUUGGCACACACACAGACACCUACCCUUCGACUCUCUCUCUUUCUUCCACUUCACCUUCUCUCUCUCUCUCUCUCUCUGCAACAAUGGGUGCCUCGCUGCCUCCCAAAGAGGCCAACCUCUUCAAGCUCAUCGUCAAAUCUUAUGAAACUAAACAGUAUAAGAAGGGGCUGAAGGCAGCAGAUGCUAUAUUGAAAAAGUUUCCUGAACAUGGAGAAACUUUAUCAAUGAAGGGGUUGACAUUAAAUUGCAUGGACCGUAAAUCUGAAGCUUAUGAUCUUGUCCGUCUAGGACUAAAGAAUGACCUUAAAAGUCAUGUUUGCUGGCAUGUUUAUGGCCUUCUUUACCGGUCAGACAGAGAAUAUAGGGAGGCAAUCAAAUGCUAUAGAAAUGCGCUGAGGAUAGAUCCAGAUAAUAUUGAAAUAUUACGGGACCUGUCACUAUUACAAGCUCAAAUGCGGGAUUUGACUGGUUUUGUUGAGACAAGACAACAACUUCUCACACUCAAACCAAACCAUCGUAUGAAUUGGAUUGGCUUUGCUGUUGCUCAUCAUCUAAACUCAAAUGCUUUAAAAGCUGUUGAAAUUCUAGAAGCGUAUGAGGGAACACUAGAAGAUGAUUAUCCUCCUGAUAAUGAACGUUGUGAACAUGGGGAAAUGCUCUUAUACAAGAUAUCAUUGUUAGAGGAAUGUGGUUCUAUUGAGCGAGCAGUUGAGGAGUUGCAGAAGAAAGAGUUAAAAAUAGUUGAUAAAUUGGCUUAUAAAGAACAAGAAGUUUCUCUGUUGGUAAAGCUUGGUCGCUUUGAAGAAGCUGCGACACUGUAUAGGGCAUUACUGUCCAUGAAUCCUGACAAUUACAGAUAUUAUGAAGGCCUGCAAAAAUGUGUAGGGCUCUAUUCAGAAAAUGCCCAAUAUUCUCCUGAUCAAAUUGAACAGUUAGAUGACUUGUACAAAUCACUCAGGCAGCAAUACAGUUGGUCAUCUGCUGUCAAGAGAAUACCACUUGAUUUUCUACAUGGUGAUAAAUUUCGAGCAGCAGCAGACAAUUAUAUUAGGCCUCUUCUUACCAAGGGAGUUCCUUCAUUAUUCUCCGAUCUUUCUCCCUUGUAUGAUCACCCUGGAAAGGCGGACAUUCUGGAGCAACUUAUUGUUGAGUUGGAAAAUUCAAUUAGGACAACUGGUUGUUACCCUGGGAGAGCAGAAAAAGAGCCUCCUUCAACGCUUAUGUGGACUUUGUUCUUAUUGGCACAGCAUUAUGACAGACGAGGACAGUAUGACAUUGCUCUCUCUAAAAUUGAUGAGGCCACUGAUCACACUCCAACUGUUAUUGAUCUAUAUUCUGCCAAGAGCCGGAUUUUAAAGCAUUCUGGUGAUUUGGCUGCCGCAGCUGCAUUGGCUGACGAAGCUAGGUGUAUGGAUCUUGCAGAUCGCUACAUAAACAGUGAAUGUGUCAAGCGUAUGCUGCAGGCCGAUCAGGUGGCUUUAGCAGAAAAGACUGCUGUAUUGUUCACUAAAGACGGAGAUCAGCACAACAACCUUCAUGACAUGCAGUGCAUGUGGUAUGAGCUUGCUUCUGGUGAAAGUUACUUCCGACAAGGUGAUCUAGGUCGGUCUUUGAAGAAAUUUUUAGCUGUGGAGAAGCACUAUGCUGAUAUUACAGAAGACCAAUUUGACUUCCACUCUUACUGCCUGAGGAAAAUGACCCUACGUACUUAUGUGGAAAUGCUUAAAUUUCAGGAUCGGUUGCAUUCGCAUGCAUAUUUUCACAAAGCAGCAGCUGGUGCAAUCAGAUGCUAUAUAAAGUUGUAUGAUUCACCUCCGAAAUCUACAGCAGAAGAAGAUGAUGAUCUAUCCAAGUUGCCUCCUUCUCAGAAAAAGAAAAUGAGACAAAAACAGAGAAAGGCAGAAGCUCGGGCUAAGAAAGAGGCUGAAGGAAAAAAUGAAGAAUCCAAUGCUAGCGGCGUUUCUAAGACGGGGAAACGAAAUGUCAAACCUGUGGAUCCAGAUCCCCAUGGGGAAAAGCUAUUGCAGAUUGAAGAUCCACUAUCAGAAACUACAAAGUACUUGAAGUUGCUUCAGAAAAACUCGCCUGAUUCUAUGGAGACACAUUUGCUUUCUUUUGAAGUAAAUAUGAGAAGACAGAAGAUUUUGCUUGCCUUUCAGGCCGUAAAGCAGCUACUAAGGUUGAAUGCUGAACACCCAGAUUCACAUCGCUGCUUGAUCAAAUUCUUUCAUAAAGUGGACUCGAUGGCUGCUCCUGUUACUGAUGCUGAGAAACUAAUUUGGAGUGUCCUGGAAGCAGAGCGACCCACAAUAAGUCAAUUGAAUGAGAAAUCACUGAUUGAGGCAAACAAGAUUUACUUAGAGAAACAUCAAGAUUCCUUGAUGCAUAGAGCUGCAGCUGCAGAAAUGCUUUAUGCUUUGCAACCUGACAAAAAACCUGAGGCUGUUAAGUUAAUCGAAGAGUCAACAAAUAACCCGGUGCCAACAAAUGGAGCACUUGGGCCAGUCAGGGAAUGGAAACUCAAAGAUUGCAUUACAGUUCACAAACUCCUUGGAACCGUUCUUGUUGAUCAUGUUGCUAGUUUAAGAUGGAAAGAGCGUUGUGCCGAGUACUUUCCCUACUCAACAUACUUUGGGGGUAUCCACAGCUCUGCCACAGCCAACUCUGCAUACAACCAGAAAAGUGAGAACGCUGUAAAUGGUAGCAUGAAUCAUUCAAGUGUACAAAAUGCAGAUUCCCUGGCAUCAAAUGGAAAACUUGAGUCAUUUAAAGAGCUUACCAUCUGAACAGAGAUGAUUCAAUCUUUAGCGAAAUCAUUCGAAACUUGAUUGUGUCUGAAUGGUGUAUCAGAAGCAAGGUACAGCUCAGAAGGAUUUGUGCAGAGAAGAGUCGGUUGCAGGUCAUCUGAAGAGGGCUGCGAGUUAUGGUGAUUCCAUUUAUUGGUUUGCUGGAAAAAAAUCAGGUUUUCUUAUCUCACCAGCUCUACCUCGCCAUUGUGAAAUGAAUUCCUUUUGCAAAUGUGUAUAAUCAACUUUUCGUCAUGUUUUUAGAGUUGAAUUAUUUUUUAUUUGCUCACUUUAAUGUGAGGUCUUAGAUGAGGUUACUCAUUGGGGUUUGCUCCUAAAUUUGAGUUUACUUACUAGGUCAAUGGAAGAGCUACAGAAUUUUCGUGUUUUUUUUUUUUUUUAAAUUUUCUAGUACUGGUCCUAGAUCCGGUUGGCAUAGAGAUCCGGAGCAUGUUGUACUUCUCCCAUUUAAUUGACUUAAUUGUUAUGUAUAAAACUGAAUUAUGUGAAAAAUUUUGCUAGGAAUUCAUACAGCAGCCAAUAUAUAUUGGAUUUGGAGCAA
Ziziphus jujuba (common jujube) is the source of this 3444-nucleotide messenger RNA. Its product is annotated as N-terminal acetyltransferase A complex auxiliary subunit NAA15. NCBI's taxonomy places the organism in Eukaryota, Viridiplantae, Streptophyta, Magnoliopsida, Rosales, Rhamnaceae. The record is from RefSeq and is a predicted model, not a curated record. Gene Ontology annotation, molecular function: protein binding; protein-N-terminal amino-acid acetyltransferase activity. Gene Ontology annotation, cellular component: cytoplasm. The transcript has 26 exons. Bases 180 to 2882 code for a protein of 900 amino acids. Gene Ontology annotation, biological process: N-terminal peptidyl-methionine acetylation.